Messenger RNA from Penicillium cinerascens, 750 nucleotides. RefSeq lists its product as uncharacterized. Bases 1 to 750 code for a protein of 249 amino acids. The transcript is spliced from 2 exons. The record is from RefSeq and is a predicted model, not a curated record. NCBI's taxonomy places the organism in Eukaryota, Fungi, Ascomycota, Eurotiomycetes, Eurotiales, Aspergillaceae.
AUGCGGUCCAAGUCGGUAAAGCCCUCCGCAUACCCGAAGCUGCCCUUUCAUGGCAUCCGCUUCCUCAUUUUCCUAUCAGCAGCCGUGGUCGCCAUUAUCUUGGCCGUGUUUAUCUACCAUCUCCAUGCCGACGGAUACAAACUGCCCUUCGCCUUCUUGAUCCUCCUCAUUGCCGCCCUCCUCUCCAUCUUAAAUGUCGUCUUCACAUCCCUCGUCAACUGCGCCUGCGGGCUCUCCACCAAACUCUCCAUAAUUCUAAACGCCCUCCUCCUAGCCCUCUGGCUCCUUUCGCUCGCCCUCCUUAGCUACAAUAUGGCCCACACGAUCCUAACCUCAUGCGGCACCCAAUACUGGGGCAACAAGACCGGCAUCUCGGUCUGCCGUAGCUACAAAGCCCUGUUCACAUUCACGGUAACCGGCACCGUCGCCUCCAUCGCUUCCAUCUGGCUGGACUUCAUCGUGCGCCGUCGCGCGAACCGUCUGGGCGCUUACGAUCCCAUGGGAAGCAUGGCUGCGGUUGGCGAGGAUCCGGCCGAUGUCAAGCUGGCCGAUCGCAAUGAGUCGGUCUCAAGUGUCAAGUACGAUGCUGUCCCGCCGCCUAUGUCGGGUGCUGGGAGCGCGCCGUAUUAUGAUUCGGCACCAGCAAGGAGUCGCAGAGGUGAAUCGCGCGUGAAAUUUAAUACGUAUGAUCAUGGUGGAUAUGGGGUUCCGGCUCAGCAGACGGGUUAUGAUCCUGCGAUGUAUCGUUGA